This is a messenger RNA of Setaria italica (foxtail millet), 645 nucleotides long. RefSeq lists its product as uncharacterized. Bases 1 to 645 code for a protein of 214 amino acids. NCBI's taxonomy places the organism in Eukaryota, Viridiplantae, Streptophyta, Magnoliopsida, Poales, Poaceae. The transcript is spliced from 3 exons. The record is from RefSeq and is a predicted model, not a curated record.
AUGAAAAGAGAGCCGGUGCCUUCAUGGCUAGAGCUACUGCUUGCAACACAGUUCUUUACCACUUGCGCAAGUCAUCCUCUCGCUACUCGCAAUGAAUGUAAUCUAUUUUGCAUUCAGUGUGAGGUGUCACCAGCUGCAUUUUGCUACUAUUGCCGUUCAUGUGAUCAUUCCACCCAUCGUGUAAUCCAGAUAAGGCGAUCAUCCUACCAUAAUGUUGUAAGGGUUUCUGAGAUUGAGGACAUUCUCGAUAUCAGUGAUGUGCAAACUUACAUAAUCAAUAGUGCAAGGGUUGUAUUCUUGAAUGAGCGGCCACAACAACGCGGAUGUGGUGUCUCUCUUUGUAAGGCACCUACAUUAUCAGCACAUAAUUGUGAGACAUGUGGUCGUGGUCUACUUGAUGCAUUCCACUUCUGCUCUCUUGGAUGCCAUCUGAGAAGCACAAAAAAGGAUAUGAAUAGGACAACCAUGGUUGAAAACAGUUCUCAAUGUAGCGAAAAGGAUGAUGUGACCAGAAGUGAUGAUGUUGAUUCAAGCACUGCUAAUGACAAAGAUAGUUGCAAUGACAAGAAUGACGAAGAACCACAACUGAAAAGGAUUGCUCGUCAUAGACGCAAGGGAAUUCCCCGACGUGCGCCAUUCUUCUAA